CUGUCGCACACCGGGUGUAUCCCACGAGCUAAGCUAGGCUAGUCAGAUGUAGCCAAGUAGCUAUCGAUAAUUGUAAUCAUACGUAUGCAGUAGUACAAUGAACAUCACAAACACGAUUACUGAGACAAAUGGUGACAAAAUAAUGUAUUGUGCCAUUUUAUUCUACACUAUUAUCCGUGACUUGCACUCAUUCUGAUGAGUUGUGAAAAGAACUGUAUAAAAAAAAACAUUAGCUAGCUGCCCCGCUCGGUUUGUUAGCUCUGUGCUCCUAGCCUCUUCAGUAGCGUAUGGGUGUCCGAGUUAGCCGUGACUCCACUGCCUGUCUGGUUUCCUCAUCUGGCAUUUUGGACACGUCAAGGUUCCUCCGGGUUGUAAAGUGACUGUCGAGGGAGUGGGAUGUCGGAACCGAAGAACCCGCCCCCCGCUGGAGACACGUACAAAGGAUGGGUCUUCAAGUGGACGAACUACAUCAAGGGUUACCAGAGGAGGUGGUUCGUGCUGAGCAAUGGACUGCUGUCGUACUACAGAACCCAGGCGGAGAUGGGUCACACGUGCCGGGGCACCAUCAACUUGGCCACAGCGACCAUCACCGUGGACGACGCCUGCAACUUCGUCAUCUCAAACGGGGGCGCCCAGACGUACCACCUGAAGGCCAGCUGUGAGGUGGAGCGGCAGAAAUGGAUCACCGCCCUGGAGCUCGCUAAAGCCAAAGCAGUCCGCAUUCAGGCCGAGUCCGAUGACUCCGGUGACGACUUUUCUCCRUCAGCCCUACCGGUGGCCCCCGGUCAGGGUGCUGGGUCGCAAAACUCCGAGGUCCAGUCUACUCUCAGAACACUAGGCAGCAAGGUGGAGGAUCUCAGCACGUGCAACGAUCUGAUCUCAAAGCACGGCUCUGCCCUCCAGAGGUCUUUGUCUGAGCUGGACAGCUUACGUCUGACUGCGGACGCCGGGGACAAGAUUCGUCAGGUGACGGAAAGAGCCACACUGUUCCGCAUCACCUCCAACGCCAUGAUUAACGCCUGCAGAGACUUCCUGGCCCUGGCACAGGCUCACAGCAAGCGAUGGCAGAAAGCUUUGCAGGCAGAGCGGGAGCAGAGGGUGCGGCUGGAGGAGGCUUUGGAACAACUGGCUAAACAGCACAAUCACCUGGAGCGGGCGUUCCGGGGGGCCGCACAGGCUAAUGCUACUGUGGACAAUAAGGGUGCUGUAGGGCCGGGUAAAGGUGAAGCCAGCGAUGAGGAUGAUGAUAACGAGUUUUUCGACGCCAUGGAAGAGGCUCCUGAGUUCAUCACUGUACCUGCCGACCCGCAGUUCCACAAAAGAUCGAGCAGUAACGCCAGCGGUCUCAACAAUGAAAUGUGUGCUGACGAUCAGUCGCUCAACGAGGAGCCUCUGGCGAUGAACCAAGAGUCCCCCUCUCAGGACUUAGUGCCCCUAAAAAAGAGGCGAACGCGCAUCCCGGACAAACCGAACUACUCUCUCAACUUGUGGAGCAUCAUGAAGAACUGCAUCGGCAAAGACCUGUCCAAGAUCCCGAUGCCU
Molecule: messenger RNA, 1542 nt
Organism: Austrofundulus limnaeus
Lineage: Eukaryota; Metazoa; Chordata; Actinopteri; Cyprinodontiformes; Rivulidae
Product: oxysterol-binding protein 1
Cellular component (GO): perinuclear endoplasmic reticulum; plasma membrane; cytosol
Molecular function (GO): sterol binding
Source: RefSeq, a predicted model, not a curated record